This is a messenger RNA of Mastomys coucha (southern multimammate mouse), 2707 nucleotides long. It is a transcript of the gene Rab37, whose product is annotated as RAB37, member RAS oncogene family. Gene Ontology annotation, cellular component: Golgi apparatus; endosome. Gene Ontology annotation, molecular function: GTPase activity; GTP binding. Lineage: Eukaryota; Metazoa; Chordata; Mammalia; Rodentia; Muridae. Bases 39 to 710 code for a protein of 223 amino acids. The transcript has 9 exons. The record is from RefSeq and is a predicted model, not a curated record.
UUGCAGCGAGCCGGGCUCACCUCUGACUGUCCGGGGACAUGACUGGCACACCAGGAGCUGCUACCGCUGGGGAUGGCGAGGCCCCUGAGCGCUCCCCGCCCUUCAGUCCGAACUACGAUCUCACCGGCAAGGUGAUGCUUCUUGGAGACUCAGGCGUCGGCAAAACCUGUUUCCUGAUCCAAUUCAAAGACGGGGCCUUCCUAUCCGGAACCUUCAUAGCCACCGUCGGCAUAGACUUCAGGAAUAAAGUGGUGACAGUGGAUGGUGCCAGGGUGAAGCUUCAGAUCUGGGACACUGCAGGACAGGAGCGCUUCCGCAGUGUGACCCAUGCUUAUUACCGAGAUGCUCAGGCUUUGCUCCUGUUGUAUGACAUCACCAACCAGUCUUCUUUUGACAACAUCAGGGCCUGGCUCACAGAGAUUCAUGAGUAUGCCCAGAGGGAUGUGGUGAUCAUGCUGCUAGGCAACAAGGCGGAUGUAAGCAGCGAAAGGGUGAUCCGCUCUGAGGAUGGAGAGACACUGGCCAGGGAGUAUGGUGUUCCCUUCAUGGAGACCAGUGCCAAGACUGGCAUGAACGUGGAGUUGGCCUUUCUGGCAAUUGCCAAGGAGCUGAAAUACCGUGCAGGGAGGCAGCCUGAUGAGCCCAGCUUCCAGAUCCGAGAUUAUGUGGAGUCUCAGAAGAAGCGCUCCAGCUGCUGCUCCUUUGUGUGACUCCCGAGGGGCUAAGAGGAGGUCCAGAGACCCUUGGGGAUGCAGUGACUCCAACUGCCACACCAACUAGGAGAAGCUGGGGGGGGUCAGUGGACAGCCGCUGCCAGGGAGGUAGCCAUUACCCUAGUUUCUUUAGCUUCCCUGCAUCAUGGGAAGGGUUAAAUACUCAUACUUUAUCUUAAUAUACGUAAACUGAUAACAUAAAAGGUACCAGUGUGCCCCCAAAACCAAAAUAGGUAGGUCUUUUGCUUUCUGGCACUAAAUUCUAAAAGGCUGGGGCUCUCUCCUAGCAAGAGUGUUACUGCACAAGUAUGACACCAGGUGGCGCCAAAGCACUGCUAGGGUGUGGGAGCUGGUUGUGACCCCCAUCCCCACUCCUCACUAAGGAGGUGAAGGAGACCCCAGACUUCUCUUCCUCCAGCUCCCAGAAAGACAGCCUUUUCCAAUAAGAAGGGCCUUAGUGCUGGGAGCUAGCUCAAAGCCUCGGAAAAGAUAAACACGGAGAUCGUUGUAAGAAGAAUAGCAAUUACUGGGGUGAGUCUGCCCAGCUAUACCUCUGGCUUUCCGACCCUCUUGGAAGCCUGCACACGCUUCUUUUCUAGCACACACGCACAGUGAAGUACCUGAAAACAUCCUUUUCUGUUCUCUGGACCUCACAUCCCAGGGGAUGCCCGGCUCUCCCAUGGAACCUCUCCCAUCAGCUUUCCACCUAGGUUCCUAGGCACCAGACUUCAGAGUCUGGAAAAAAUUCCCCUCCCUCCCUCCCAAUCCUAAGACAAGGUGUACAGCACCUCAGCUAGGUAAGGCAGAGGUCAGAGCCAGAUAAAGAACUUGUUGGCUCCUAGAAUGGGUGGGAGGCAGAACUGAACAAACCCAUAGUCCAGUUUUUCCCAUUAAGCCCCAGCUCUCUGUCCUCCCCCGCUCUUUUAACUUCAGACUAAUACUAGAGCAAAAUGGGGUUGAGAGGGUGGGAAGUCCAUUUUGGGGUGAGCUGAUGUAAUGUGUGCAAAACAAGGUAGUGUGGGCAAGUCUGGGGUACGGAGGAGGGCAACAAGGAAGUCCUGAAGGUCCAAGGCCAUGUGUCUCCCAAAGCUCUGAUCUGACCCUUGGAAGGAAGGACACUUGGAGGUGAACGGAUCCAUGACCUACCUACAAGGAAGCUUUACUACAUCUCUGUAGGUUGGGCAGCAACUGAGGCUCCAGGAAAGUAUGCAUUACACAUUUCUGAGGUUACUGUACUUAUUUGCUUUCAAGGCAGAAAUCUUGCUCCCAGAGCAAAGUCAGCACUCUAGACGGGUUGAUAAGGAAGCUCUCUGUGACCUCUCAUAGGCAGAUCAGGGAGGAGCCUGGGCUCCUGGUUCUCUUCUGGGGCUCUGAGCAGAUUGCUGGAGCUCUAGUCACAUAGCUCUGGGCCUCUGGCACUUGUGUUUUUCAGAAUUAAAUUGCAGUAUUUUGGAAAAUAUACUCUGACCGGUUUUUCCCCCCCGUUUAUUCCCAGAAGAAGGAUCGUGUUAGAGAGUUUGUUAUGUGGCACGUUGUGGGAAACUGUUUUCCCAAUGUUCGAAUUGUUCCAUCCUCACCCAUUGGUGUCCUCAUACGUUUAACUCAUCCUUAACUGAUUACCCUCCCCCCAGCCUCUGUGGCCACAUCUGCGCUGGCAAGAGGGAGCUGGAAUGCUUAUCUUACAAUCCAAGUCAUUUUUCUUUCUGUUGAACAAAGCCAGUCUUCCAUUCCCUCUGGAGUGAAUCCUGAGAUUGACUACCUAGCUGUCUCACCCAACCUCUCUCCGUGGCUAAAGGCUACUGCCAAAACUAAGCCCUUUAUUAUUUAUUUAUCUGUUCUCAAGCAGCCUGUCUUCCAAGUGGGCUGCAAGGAGCCUCAGUAUCUCUACCAAGCCCCACACGUUUCUAGAAGGGAUCUGAGCCCAAACCUGUCUAUGUGCCAAGUCCUGCGAUAACGCGGUGGCUCCACAAGUAGAAACUUUGUUAUUUAAACAA